Strongyloides ratti is the source of this 378-nucleotide messenger RNA. RefSeq lists its product as hypothetical. NCBI's taxonomy places the organism in Eukaryota, Metazoa, Nematoda, Chromadorea, Rhabditida, Strongyloididae. Bases 1 to 378 code for a protein of 125 amino acids. The record is from RefSeq and is a predicted model, not a curated record. The transcript is spliced from 2 exons.
AUGCUACAUUUUAAUGUUAUUCUGAAAAUGGCUCAGCAGUUAUCAUUACAAAUGGAAGAAAGUCAUACUAAAAAGACAUUAUUUGUUGGCAUUUUCUUAGCUUUUGGAGCUUAUAUUUUAUAUCAUAGAAUUAUGGGAAGUCCUGUUAUGCCAACAACAGAAACAAAUGAUAAAAAAGAUUCUAAAAAAAUAAAAACAAAGGCUUUUAUUGAAAAUAGUGAUCCUACAUCAGGAGACUGUUCUACUGCUACUCAGGGAGGAUGUAGUAUCAGUUCUACUGCUGAUUCAAAUGAUAUUAAAAGAGAUCGCCCUAUUUCAAAAAAUCAAUCAGCAGUUGUUUCUCAAUAUUUAAAUUGUUCAUUACAAAAAAAUAUUUAA